This is a messenger RNA of Rotaria sordida, 576 nucleotides long. The record is from the annotation of a GenBank genome assembly. Lineage: Eukaryota; Metazoa; Rotifera; Eurotatoria; Philodinida; Philodinidae.
AUGGACAUUGAUCCUGACAAUGGUGGUAGUAAUUCUGGUUAUGGUGGUUUUCGUCGAGAUGCUGGUCCUGAUUUAGAUAUGUUUAAUAAUAAGAAAAUGUUAUUUUUCGAUGUUGGUGCAAAUAAAGCAUAUACAAUUGCUACUUGGUUAUCGCUUUGGAUGCUAAAUCUUAGUAUUAAUCCUCAAGUUUUAGCAGAUUAUUUACGAACUAAAUUAAAGUUAAAUGAUUGUGGUGCAUAUGGUGACUGUAAAGAAGAAGGAUUUAUAAAGUUUAAUUCAAGUCUACGUAUGAAAAAGACUAUUGAAAUAUAUGCAUUUGAACCACAACCAACUACAUAUGAAAUAUUGUCUCAAAUGAAACAAUGGAUAAAUGUAUCAUUUCUGUAUACAUAUCAACUAGCUCUAAGUAAUGAAACUAAAAUUAGUACUUUACAAAAAUGUCCUCCAGGAGGCGAAAUAUGUGGACUAGAAACAAAAACGAAUCUAAGCACUGAAAAUCAUGUGGCAACAAAAGUUAUUACUUUAGAUAAAUUUUUAGAAGAGCAAAAUAUUACUGAAAAAAAAUUGAUUUAUUAA